AUGUCCGAAUUAUCGACUAAUCAUACUAAUAUUGAAACUAGUUUAUUUAAUACAAUAUCAAAUGAACAUACACUUUUUGCUGGAACACUUCGAGAUUGGUGUGAUCCAUUAUUACAAGGACAACAACGUAUACAAGUUCCAUUAUGUCCACGUUGUGUUACAUGUAAAUGUGAAUCAUUAAAAGAUUUUCCUGAUUCAUUAAAUAAUAGAAAUCAUCGACAACAUCAUGAUCCAUCUUGUCCUAAAUAUCAUCAACAUAAACGAAUUAAAACAACAAGUCGACGACGUCCAUUUAAUAAACCAAAACGUCGUGCAAAUUCAUAUGAUUCAUCAAUAAUAUUAGAUAAUCAAAAAAGAUCAUUAAUAAAACAAGACAAUGAACAUUCGCUAUCACAUAUAUCAACACAUCAACAUAUUGAACGAAAACAAUCAAUAUCAAGAAUUCCAGUAAGAAUAUCAUCAUCGACAACAACAACAACAACAACAACGUCAUCAUCAAAUGUUACAACUACAACAACAAGCGAAUAUUCUCCAGCAUCAUCAAUAAAUAGUAAUCGAUCAUUGAAUAUGAAUACAAAAAUUCCUCGACCAAUAUCAAAUCAAAAUUCAUCACAUACUACAUUUUUUACUUAUACAAAUAAAAAUUUAUCAACAAGUGAUGAAGAUUCACAUGAUUAUGAUCAUGAUAGUUUGCAGGACGAUACCUGUCAAACGCAAUUGACAAUGUCUAAUAAUGAAUUUUACAAUAAGGACAUAUCAUCGAAAAAGAAAAAGAAGAAUAUUAUGAUGUUAUACUGUACUACAAAUGGUACAAAUCAAUUAGAUAAUGUAGAUGAACAAACGAAGAAGAAGAAAAAGAUGUCAUCAUCGUCAUCAAAGACACAUAAUCAUAGUGAAUCAUCAUCAGACAAACGCCAACGAAAAUUUUGGCAUAAAGAAGGUCGUCAUUCAAAAUCAAAAGCAACAGGAACCUUAUCAUCACCUAUUAACGAUUUGUCAUCGACAAUUUCUUCUUCUUCAUCAUCAUCAUCAACAACAUCUUCAUAUUCAAAUAAUUGUUCAUCAUCAAUUGAAUUAAAAAAAAAAUCUCGUCCAUAUAGAUUAGCUUCACCUUCCCGAAUAGCAACAACAACAACAACUGCACCACAAUAUCCUUCGUUAUCAGAUGACUCAUUAUCUGAAAAAAGCGAACAAUUAUUUCAAAAUCAAUAUUUAAAUUCAAUAUAUGAACCUAAAAAAGAUUCAUCUUCUCAUCUAGAAACUCUUUCAGGAUCAUCAGCAAUUAAAUCACCAUCAGUCUAUUUAAUUGAAUUAAAAAAUUCCAAUCGUCCAAUAAAUUCAUUUGGUUUAACAAAAACAAUAACAUAUGUUUGGAAAAGUAGUUAUUCUAAAAAAUUCGAUAAUGAUUUAAAUCAUUAUCCAAAAUAUUCUGUUGAACAAGUACCACCUAUUAUUGAUCAUAAUAAACGUUUAAUACCAAUAUCAUCACGUCAUAUUAUGUUACAACGUAGUAAAAUUGAUUAUUGGCAAAAUAUGGAAACAACAACAGAUUCCAUAUUAGCAUCAUCAUGUCAAAAUCAUAUUGGUUCAGCAACAAAUUUACUGAUACCAACAUUAGAUAAUCAAACAAAUGAUAUAACACAAACAACAAAUUCAAAUGGACAUAUUAUAUCAAUAACAACAACUCAACAUCGUCAACCAUCUUUAUUAAAUCAAUGUCAAAAUACACAAUGGAACAUUGAAGGUGAUGGUAAACAAUUAAGGUAUUCAAAUCUUAAAUGGUAUAGUGCUGAUCAAUUACAAAAAGAUAAUCGUCUUAUAACAAAACAACGAACACAACAACAACAACAACAACAAACAUCAGAUAGUACAACGGAUACAGGAUCGUCAAGUGAACAACAUAAUCGAUCAGCACCACCAAUUCUUCAACGUACAACUAAUACACAUUUACAUGAAGGUAUGAAGAAAAAAAAAGAUUAA
Molecule: messenger RNA, 1980 nt
Organism: Rotaria sp. Silwood1
Lineage: Eukaryota; Metazoa; Rotifera; Eurotatoria; Philodinida; Philodinidae
Source: the annotation of a GenBank genome assembly